GCCUCCAUUGUGAGUCCGGAUUCCUUUCCAGGCUGAGCCGCUGCUGCUCCGCGGGGUGUGUGCGGGGAGAGCCCUUCCCUAGCGCCCCUCUGUGCCCAGCCGGGGGGGACUUUCUCCGGGAGCUGGAACCAGCCCCGGGGGCAGCCCUGGGCUCUGCCGACAUCAGCCCCGGAUCUGGAGCCUGCAGGCUGCAGAACCACGUCCGUGCUUGGCUACGGAUUGCCCUGUCUGCUGGGGAACGGGGAAGGGACAUGGCUGCAGCGGAUCAUGCUCAGGGGUCGGUGACCUUCGAGGAGAUGUCUGUGUAUUUCCCUGAGGGGCAGUGGGCUCUGCUGGAUCCACAUCACAGAGUUCUUUACAGGAACCUCCUGGGGUUUCCUGUUCCCAAGCCCAGUGAGAUCUCCCGGCUGAACCAAGGGGAAGAGCCAUGGGGCCCAGAUUUCCAGGGCUCUGAAGAAAGGGGGAUCCUUAGAAGCAGCCACACAGCAGGAGACGGGAUGGGCAGUGAGAACGAGGAGGAGAACUCUCAGCUGGAAGGUCCUGAGCUAGUGCAACCGCACAGGAGGAUGUCAGGAAGAGCUGAAGGGAACGUUUCCCAGAGCCCUGAGCAGGGAGAAGCCUGGGAGAGUCAGCACAGACUGCAAAGGCAGCCAGGAACCCAGCCAGGGAAAGGAUUGGAUAAAUCGUGUCACAGGCCCGUGGUCACCACCCACCAGAGAAUCCCCAAUGAAGAGAGACCGACCAUCUGUGAGGAAUGUGGCAGAAGCUUCAGUCGCAGCUCAAACCUGAUUGUCCAUCAGAGACUCCACGCCGGAGAGAAACCCUAUAAAUGUCUGGACUGUGGGAAAAGCUUCAGCCGGAGCUCCCACCUGAUCACUCAUCAGAGACUGCACACGGGGGAGAAGCCCUACAAGUGCCCCAACUGUGGGAAAAGCUUCAGUGACAGCUCCACCCUCAUCACCCACCAGAGACUCCACACCGGAGAGAAACCCUACAAAUGCCCUGACUGUGGGAAAGGCUUCAACCAGAGCUCCAACCUCACUUCCCACCAGAGAACCCACACAGGGGAGAGACCCUACAAGUGCCCCGAGUGCGGGAAAAGCUUCAGUGUCAGCUCCUACCUCAUCAGGCACCAGAAAAUUCACACGGGGGAGAGACCCUACAAAUGUGAGGAGUGUGAGAAGAGCUUCAGUCAGAGCUCCAGUCUUAUCAAUCACCAGCGAGUGCACACCGGAGAGAAACCCUAUAAGUGCAUUGAUUGUAACAAAUGGUUCAGGAACAGCUCGGACCUGAUUAGACACCAGAGAACCCACACAGGAGAAAGACCGUAUCGGUGCCCCGACUGCGGGAAAAGCUUCAAUCGCAGCUCAAACCUCAUGACGCACCAGAGGAUCCACACGGGAGAGAAGCCCUACGAAUGCCCCGAGUGCAGGAGGAGCUUCACUGUGAGCUCAGCCCUGAUCAAACACCAGAGGACUCACCGGGAGGAGAAGCCUUACGACUGCCCUGAUUGCGGGAAAAGCUUCAUUCGCUGGGCGCAGCUGCAGCAUUUGAAAAUCCACACAGGAGAAAAACCCUACAAGUGCCCUGACUGCGAGAAACGCUUCAGCCUGCGUGGAAACCUCAUUGCACAUUACAGAAUCCACACAGGAGAGAAAUUCUACACAUGCACUGACUGCGGGGAAAGCUUCAGUCUCAGCUCAGACCUCACAAAAUAUCAGAGAAACCACUUGGGAGAAAAACCCUACACCUGCAGUGAGUGCGGGAAAAGCUUCAGACUCCGCUCCCACCCCAUUGCACAUCAGGGAAUCCACAGGGGAGAGAGACCCUAUAAGUGCCCCGAGUGUGGGAAAAGCUUCAAACACAGCUCAUCGGUUAUCAGACAUGAGAGAAUCCACACAGCAGAGAAGCCCUAUAAAUGCCCCGACUGCGGGAAAAGCUUUAGCCAGAGCUGGUACCUUAUUACCCAUCAGAGAAGCCACACAAGAGUGAAGCCCCACACAUGCUCCCUGUGCGGGAAAAGCUUCCGCCAGAGCUCGCACUUUAUUUCACACCAGCGAACUCACAUGGGGGAGAGCGCCUAUAAAUGCCCCCAGUGUGAGAAAAGCUUCAAUCAGAAGUGGAACCUUAUUAAACAUCAGAGAACCCACACGGGCGAAAAGCCCCACAAAUGUCCCGAGUGCGGGAAAAGCUUUGGUCAGCGCUCACACCUGGAUUCACACCAGAGGACCCACACAGGCGAAAAACCCUGUGAAUGUCCCAAGUGCGGGAAAAGCUUUGGUUGGCACUCCAACCUUAUUGCACAUCAGAGAGUCCACACAGGAGAGAGACCGUAUAAAUGCCUGACCUGUGGAAAAAGCUUCCGAUACAGCUCAGACCUCAGUAAACAUCAGAAAAAACACAUGGGAGAGAAACCCUAAAAAUGCAAUGAGGGCACGUCUCAGAGCAGACUUUAAUACAUAUCAGAGAAUCCACACAGGACACAAACCCUAGAGGGGUCCUGGAUAGGGAUGGGCCAUGUGGAUAACACCUUUACCGAUUCCCAUGAAUCUGAGUGUCAGGCCAGGCUGGAGUGGCCACGUAACAAGGACAUGUAACAGUUAUUAAAGCAGAGAAUAAAAUCACCUUCCUGGAAGGGAGUCCUGUAGAGCAAGAGACUGAGACGUUGUGAUGGGAUUUGAUUCUCACUUCUCAAGGAAGCUCUGAGUGUCCCCUCUUCAGCUCCUACAUUUAAGUUUGGUACUAGGAACCUAGAACAAUCUUUAUCUUGUAACUUCUGGUUUAUUCUUUCCGGUGUUUUAUUUAAUGGAAUUGAUACGUACAGGAGCAAUGUUGGACUCAGGUUCAAAACAUCCUAUCCUGGGCUCUGGGCACUGAGUCAAGGCGAUGGUUUAAUUAUGAUUUUUCUUGAUUUGAACAAGGAGGAAUGAGGUAGAUCCCAGUUUCUCAAAUGCUCAGAGUCCUUUAUCUGGAGAAGACAAGAGUGUGAAAAUUGAUCUUUGUGGGCUGAAAUGGGGCCUCCAGGAAAGUCUCUUUAAGGGUUUAUUUUAUACUGUACAAUCUAGCAGCUAGAAGAACAGGAGUACUUGUGGCACCUUAGAGACUAACAAAUUU
Molecule: messenger RNA, 3114 nt
Organism: Trachemys scripta elegans
Lineage: Eukaryota; Metazoa; Chordata; Testudines; Emydidae
Product: zinc finger protein 883-like
Exons: 7
Coding region: 252-2420 (722 amino acids)
Biological process (GO): regulation of DNA-templated transcription
Source: RefSeq, a predicted model, not a curated record